Messenger RNA from Lycium ferocissimum, 673 nucleotides. Its product is annotated as probable magnesium transporter NIPA7. Gene Ontology annotation, biological process: magnesium ion transport. The transcript has 3 exons. Bases 208 to 564 code for a protein of 118 amino acids. Lineage: Eukaryota; Viridiplantae; Streptophyta; Magnoliopsida; Solanales; Solanaceae. The record is from RefSeq and is a predicted model, not a curated record. Gene Ontology annotation, cellular component: membrane. Gene Ontology annotation, molecular function: magnesium ion transmembrane transporter activity.
AACUUAUUUCUUCAUGAGACCUGUAAAAGCGUGAUUGUUUCACUAGUCCCGACUUUCUUAUUCUACGCUAAAGUGAUAUUUUGUGUGGACUAUUUCGUUUCAACCCUCGUCAAGCAAUACCAUGUAUUGAAUAUUAAAAAACAUUUCAAAUAUCUGCUUUUCUGUAUUGAAUAUAAAAAUAUUUCAAAUAUCUGACCUUUCUUUUCUAUGUUUCAGGCCCUCGAUACCUUCAACACUGCCAUUGUCUCCCCUAUAUACUAUGUUACGUUCACCACACUUACAAUUGCAGCCCGUGUAAUCAUGUUUAAGGACUGGGACGACCAGAAUGUGGGGAGCAUUAUAUCAGGAAUAUGUGGCUUUAUCAUUGUUCUAUCUGGAACAGUGUUAUUACAUACUUCCAAAGAGAUGGAAAGAAGUUCAUCUUUUAAAGGUAAGUACACGCCUUUAUCCCCUACAUUAUCAACCCGACUAUGUAGUACAAACAGGGUAGUACUGAAGCAUGAAGAGGAAGUUGAACCAUGUUCUGAGGAAGUCGGUGCAAGAAGAUUAGAGCUCCACGCGUAACAUGAGUUCCUUAGGAUCGGUAGUGAAAUCAACCUUCGCAGUUAAAAAUGGCUACUUGUAAGUGAUUUAUCCAUCAUUCUUUGCUAUGGAAACUGUUCAUUUUCUGGUA